AAAGUGUCUGAGACGCCAUGCGUGAGAGGUCUCUUCCCGCCUCUCCUAACUGGUACAGCUCGCGCUGCAGUGAUGUCAGCAGCAGCGGUUUGCUGGGAGUCGGAGCCAAAAAUGUAAUCUAUCUGAUUGAGGUUUCUGCUGCUUCAUGCAGGGUUACAGGUGAACUCGUGGGCCACAGGGACUUGGUGUCUGGCUUUUCGUUCUGCCAGCACUCUGAGCAGAGUCACAUUUGUGUCAGCUCCUCCACUGAUGGCAGUGUGCGCUUCUGGGACUCCAAUAACAAAACUUUAAUCAGGAAAAAUGCGCCUCAUCAGAGCCCCAUCUCAGCAGUGCACUGGUCCCCUGCAGAUAAAAACCUGGUGGUGUCGGGUGACGAGAAGGGAGUGGUGGUCUGCCACUGGUUCCACACCGAUGACACGGCCAUCUUCUUCCCCGAGCCGAGGACCAUCUUCUGCCUCACCUGCUCUCCUCACAGCUGGAAGUCUGUGGCUGUUGGGUACAAAGACGGGAUGAUUGUGCUGAUUGACAUUAGUAAAAAAGGUGAGGUGAUGCAUCGUCUCCGGGGACAUGACAACGAGAUCCACUCUCUGGCGUGGUCUCCGCUGAUCGGGGAGGACGCACUCUACACCAGAUCUGAGGACCAUGAUGCAACAAAUGGAGUUUCAGCUGGGGAAGAAUCAGGCUGCUUCCUGGCUUCUGGAAGCAAAGACCAGACGGUGAGGAUCUGGAGCACUGCCAAGGGAAAAGGCGUGAUGACGUUGAAACUGCCGUUUCUAAAGAGAAGAGGCUCUGCUGUCGACCCCGGGGUGAAAGAGAGGAUCUGGCUCAACGUCCACUGGCCAAAGGGACGAGCGACACAGCUUGUUUCCAGCUGCUUCAGCGGUGAGCUGGCAAUGUGGGAUUUGGCCAAGACCGGUAAGCAGAAGUGGAGUCUGUUUGGAACGUCGUCUGAGGGUCAGAACCACAGCCGGAUCGUCUUCAACAUGAGUUCUGUUCAGCUGCAGGACGGCCGAGAGAUUCUCAUCAGCACAUCCAUGGACAGAGAGAUUAAAUGCUGGGACAUGGACUCUCUGAGCUGCUGUUGGACCCUGCCCACGCUGGGGGGUCACGUCUACACCUUGAGCUUCUCCCCAGUGGGCGUCGGCUGUCUUGCGCUUGGCGUCGGGGACAACCUGAUCCGAGUGUGGAAUACGCUAAGCACCCAGAACCAGUACGACGUCAGAUCGUUUUGGCAGGGCAUCAAGUCCAAGGUCACAGCGCUGGCGUGGCACCCGAAAAAAGAGGGGUCCUUGGCUUUUGGAACCGAUGAUGGAAAAGUUGGGAUCUAUGACGUCUUCUCCAACAAGCCUCCUCAGAUAUCGAGCUCCUAUCACAGGAAGACUGUGUACACAUUGGCCUGGGGGCCCCCAGUGCCCCCGCUGUCGUUUGGUGCAGAAGGAAAGCAGAGCUACAGUCUGUACAGCUGCGCCGGCGAGGGCAUCAUCCUGCAACACGAACCAGCGAGGCUGAACGGAGAGGCAUCAGACAUCGACGAGCUCAUCAGAGACACCAACAACAUCCAGCACAAGUUGUCUCCACACACGGACCUCAGCUGGAAGCCGGAUGGGAAGGUUGUCGCCAUCGGCAACGAGGAUGGGAGCAUCGAUGUGUAUCAGGCUCCCAGUCUGUUGCUGCUGUGCAGCAUCCAGCAGCACCACAAGAUCAUCAACACGCUGCGAUGGCACCACGACCACGGCGCUGCGCCGGAACUCCACUGCCUGCUGGCCUCAGGCUCCAGCAAUGCCAUCGUCUACAUCCACGACCUCCGCUCUGUCAUUGAGAAUCCUCCAGAGAGCCCGGCGGUGCUGACUGAGCCGUACCGCCGGCUCUGUGGUCACACGGCUAAAAUCACCAGCGUGGCCUGGAGUCCGCACCACAGCGGCCGACUCGUCACCGCCUCAUACGACGGCACGGCUCAGGUGUGGGACGUCCUGGAGGAAGCGGCCGUCUCCAACUACCGUGGUCACACUGGGUAUCUGCUGUGUGUUGACUGGUCUCCAGCUGAUCCAGAUGUGAUCUGGACUGGAGGGAAAGACUUCACAGUCCAGGAGUGGAAGGUCUCCCAGCAGGAGUUCACCAAGCCCCCUAAAGGGAAGAAGAUGGUCAUGAUGCAGGAAAAGAAGCAGAAGAAGAAGAACAAGAUGGCAUCAGGAUCUGUUGGACCGGCAGAACCGAAGAUCAACGGCGAGCCGGCAACUGAAGGAAAGCAGGCAGAGCAGGCUCUGUCUGAGGAAGACGAAGAGGAAGAAGUCCGAUCAACAAACAGUCUGGAAUCUCCAGCUGCAGUUAUUGAGGUACCAAGGAAAUCCACUCCUGCUGCAAAACUUAAAGACAAACCAGACCUGAUGAAGAAGAAGAAGCCUCGCUCCAUGCUGCCUCUCAGCACAUCCAUGGACCACAGGCCCAAAGAGGAGCUGCUGCAGGACUGCCUGACUCUGGCUUCAGUCAAACACUCCAGUGCGCCACCUGCAGGCUGUGUCCCAGGCCAAGGAGAUUAUAUCCACCUGGGUCUGUUUCAUGACAGAGAGGCUCUGCACCGCAUGUUUCAGGCUGAAGAGGAGAGCCAUGUGGAGGCGGGCCACUACGACUCUGUGGUGUAUUUGCGCCUGUGGAGCGGAGACCUGCAGGGGGCGCUGCAGCUCGCCACGGAGAGAGGAGAGCUCAGUGACCACCUGCUCUCCAUCGCUCCCAUGGCUGGCUUCGAGGUGUGGAGCCGUACGGUGGAGGCCUUCGUCAAGCAGCUGUGUCUGCAGGAGCAGUUCCUGAAGGCAGCGUCCCACCUGCUGUCCAUCAACAAGCUGUACGAGGCUGUGGACCUGCUGAGGUCCAACAAGCUCUACAGGGAGGCCAUUGCUCUGGUGAAAGCCCGGCUCCCUGCAGACCAGCCUCUGCUGAAGGAUCUCUACACAUGCUGGGCUGCUGUGCUGGAGAAAGACGGACAUUUAUCUGCUGCUGCUAAAUGUUACCUCGGUGCCGGCUGCAGUUUUGACGCAGCCAAAGUCAUCGCCAGGAAGAACGACGCCCCGUCUCUGAGGACGGCGGCUGAUCUGGCGAGAAUCUCCGGAGAGGAAGUUCUGGGCCAAACUCUGGCUCUGAGAUGCGCUAAAGACCUGGCCGCUGCUCAGGACUGGGUCGGAGCACAAGAGGUUCUGAGCUCACAGAGCCCCCUGCUGGCCCACAGGCUCCAUCUGUGUGUGGCUGAACUGCUGGCUGCGGCGCUGGAGGACUCUGGCGUCCUCGCCCCGGCUUCCUGUGUCUCCACUCAUCUGUGGGCAAACCUGAACGGUUACACCACCUUCCAGGACAGAGCGAGAGACAUCUGGGAGGAAGAGUUUAACGUUUGCCUGAAUUCAGCUGGAGAUCGGAGCAUCAGCGCGCUUCUGGAAGAGCUGAAGUCUGUGGAGACUCCAGCACGGAGCGCCAGCAUUCCUCUCAGACAGGUCCUGCUGUACUCCUCGGUCCAUCUGACUCGCUCGCUGCUCAGCUGGCUGCUGAGCGACGACGGGCGGCUGCUGACGGAGCUGUGGCAGGCUGCGGCUUGGAUCGGAGACUCUGGACACUUUGAGGUCUCUGCGACGUUCUGCCGGCUGCUGUUCCCUGAAGGUGACGUCAGGAUAUUUUCCAGGAAACAUUCCACAACACUCCACCUCUCUGAAGCUGAAGCUGAAGCCGAAGCCGGCAGCCUGCAGGCGGUCGUCUGUUACCACCGUCUGUAUGAGUGUUGGUGGAGGGACUCGGUGGUCCAAAAUGGACCCAGCUUCUGCAUCAACGACGAGCCGAACGACCAGGCAGGAGCGGCAGAGUUGAAAGAGCGGUGCUCUCAAGGACUGGACUUUGAGCCAUCGGCGCUUCUAUCAGAGCCUCAUGCGGCCUGUCAGGCCACUCAGAGGUCAGUGAGAGAGACCCAGGAGCGACUGUCCACCAUGGUUCUGCAGCACAGCCGGGUCCAGGAUGGACGGACGGACUCUGGGAACCAACAGGAAGGCAGUCAGUCUCAGACAGCAACCUCAGACGUUGAGCAAGGAUCUGAGGAGGAGGAAACUUUCCUUUCUUUGUCCUCAAAGAUGUCCAAACUCCAACAGACCCUAGAAAACAUUCCCAACACAAUCAAGAUGUUUCCUCGUCCAGAUGUGGUGGAAUGUUGCCUUGUUCUCUUGCAUCUCGACAAGUCGUCUUCUGUUUCAGACGUCCUUCGACAACAGGCCAAAGAUCUGCUCCAAAAAUACGGAACCAGUCUGCCUGUCCUGAAAGCGUCCCGAGGAUUCCUGACGUGAUCUGGUUUUCCUUUAGACUGAAACACCUCACUCGCACAGCUUUUUUGGAAAUGAAAUAAAUCUUUGAAACAGAUCUUGAGUCGAGUGAAACUACAUCACAACGUCCGCUACCUGAUCGGAAGAUGAAAUCUUAUGUUCUCAACAAACCUGGAAGCAGAAAACGGAACAACUGAACCCACAGAGCAUUUACCUCAUUCAGAAUGAGCUAAAACAGUUUUAAUUUUUGUUGAAAUUAUACAUUUUAAUUUACAGGCCCUUCCAGCAUCAACUUAAAAAAAUAAAUCCCUGCAGGGGGUUGGGGGGGAAGAAAGGGGUUGAGGGAAUCUGUCUGAGAAGUCUUUAAAAUCCCAGGAUGUCAGGCGCUGGUCCCACGCUGUAAAAACAAACACGUUUAAAAAAAAUUGAUCCGACUUGUUUGGCCUGAGACUCGGCUAAAAAGUGACAUGGAAAGAAACGAGUCGGCCACUAAAGGAUCUGUUCCCACUGCGAGUCCAUUGAAAGUCGCUCGGAUAUGUUCACACAAGUUCCUUGUUGGAGAGCAGAAUUUUUUUUUUUUU
Messenger RNA from Poecilia latipinna (sailfin molly), 4870 nucleotides. RefSeq names its product gem-associated protein 5-like. Gene Ontology annotation, biological process: spliceosomal snRNP assembly. Gene Ontology annotation, molecular function: protein binding; mRNA 3'-UTR binding. Bases 18 to 4313 code for a protein of 1431 amino acids. Gene Ontology annotation, cellular component: SMN complex; nucleus. NCBI's taxonomy places the organism in Eukaryota, Metazoa, Chordata, Actinopteri, Cyprinodontiformes, Poeciliidae. The transcript has 28 exons. The record is from RefSeq and is a predicted model, not a curated record.